Motacilla alba alba is the source of this 9364-nucleotide messenger RNA. It is a transcript of the gene ALMS1, whose product is annotated as ALMS1 centrosome and basal body associated protein. The transcript is spliced from 17 exons. Bases 9 to 8663 code for a protein of 2884 amino acids. Gene Ontology annotation, cellular component: cytosol; centrosome; centriole. The record is from RefSeq and is a predicted model, not a curated record. Gene Ontology annotation, biological process: regulation of centriole replication. Lineage: Eukaryota; Metazoa; Chordata; Aves; Passeriformes; Motacillidae.
UGGUGGUGAUGGAGCAGUGUUUCCUCCCCCAGGAGCCGUGGUUCUGGCUGGCAGCAGAGCUGGGCAGCAGCUGCUCCUGGGACUCCAAGCUGGGCCUGAGCCGUGCCGGGAGGGAGCUGUCGGAGCUGCCCACGCUGGAGGAAGGGCUGCUGCCCUCAGCAGAAGCUUCUGGAGCUGCAGCCCCUGCCUCACCCCUGGAUGUCCAGGAGAGCAGAUUCUCCCCCUGCCUGCCCCUGCUGCUGAGCCCAGCCCUGGCUGAGACGUUCCUGCAGGGAUCCCAGAUGGAUUUCCUCCCCCUGAGAGGAAUCCCGGAUGUUUCUGGAGCAUCCCUGGAGCGUUCCGAGCCUCCCCAGGUCCAUGGCAGCGCAUCCCUGCGGAGCCCAGCCCUUCCCAGUCCAUGCCAGCCCUCCCAGCCCGUGGCACAGGCGGAUCCUGGAGCUGCUCCCCGGCCUGGGGAGCCCCCGGGCAGCCAGGGGGACAGUGGGGACAGUGGCCCUGAGCAGGAGGCACCAGCCCCCCGGGGCAGGGGGGAUCCUGCACAGCCAGCUCCAGAGGAGGGGCUGGCAGAGGGGCUGCAGCAGCCCUGGAGCACAGCAGGGAGGGAUGGACGCUGCUCUGGUCACUCCUCCCAGGACAGUGAUGGCCCAGCUGCUGGCUCUGAGCUGCCACAGGGGAACAAGGAGUCCCCAGGGCAGGAGGAAUCCUCCUCCUCCUCCUCAGGAAACUCCUCCUACACAACCGCACUGACCAAAUUCUCCGAGAAAAGUGAAAGGGGCGUGCAGCAGGAAAAGGGGAAAGGGGCUGGGAGUGGAGCAGGAGCCCUGGAGAAGCUGGAGAAGGGAAGGAAGGUGCCUGAGCACGGCUUGUCCGAUAACUUCUCUGAUGGCCUGAGGAAAGGCCGUGCCAAAGACUCCGCUGCUCAGGAUGCUCUUUGUGCAGCAGCUUCUGAGGCGGGCACAGGAACGCUGCAGGAGCCUGGGGUGCAGCCCAGGGGCUCCCAGGGGCUCACGGCUGCUCCUGAGGAGCUGCAGGGAGCUCUCCUGGAGCAGCAGCAGGAGCAGCCAGCGGCGAGGCUGGGCACAGAGGGGCUGGUCCCUGCUGGCACACCCAGGCAGCCCCAGGACACUGCCCCGUGCCCUGGACAUUCCCCAGAGCCUGCGGGGAGCAGGGAUGAGCUGACUGACUGCUCCAUAGAGAGGGGACACAAAGCCACAGAGAUCUCCCCUUCCUUCAGCCUGGCCGGUGAGGGCUCCUUCUCCCUGCACCUGGCUCAUCCCAACUUCCAGUCCACGCCAGGGGUGUUCCUCCAGAGGACUGGGAAGGCAGAAGGACCUGGUGGAGCCCUGGUGAUCCCUUCGGACCUUCAGGCCUCUCCUUCGUGUUGCAGUGAAGAAGCCCCAGGGCCAUCCCCUGCCCCGGGAUGGCCAGGGGAGCAGCCCCCUCCCCAGGGUGCUGUGGAAGAGGCGCGUGGGCGUUUGGAGUCCCUGAAGCUGGAGUGGCCCUGCCCCGGCAGGAUGCAGUCCUUGCCCUCGCUGGGCUUCCUGGAGAAGGUGGGAGCCUGGGACGUGGGCCAGCCCCAGCAGGGUCCUGCUGCCAGCAGCUCCCGUGCCCCAGGCGGAUCUCCUCCUGCCAGGAAAGCCUGCAGUGCACCUCCCCGGGCUGCAGGCUGUGCUUCAGCAGGGCAGAAAAGCCUUGCAGAGCCCGAGGGCUGUGCUGCUCCUGCCUGCAGGGGCACGGGCUCUCUGGGGAGUGUGCAUUUCCCCGCCGCUCAGCUGCUGCUGGGCGCCCCUCUGAGCAGGUCCCGGUCUGACAGCUCCGUGGGCAUCUCCAGCAGGAGCAGGGCCCCUCCUGCAGCGAGCCCAGCAGCGAGGGGCACAGAGCACAGCCCUGCUCUGCCAAGCUCUGGCAGCUCCACCCCACCAAAGCUGGUGCCCGGAUCUCGUGCCGAGGACGUGCAGAGCACCACCAGGCGAAGCUCAGCCCCAGAUGUGUUUGUGUCCAGUGCUGCUCAGCUCCUCCAGAAGGAUGGGAGCUCCCCAGCUGAGGAGAAGGGAAAUCAGUCCCUCAGCCUCGGUACUCCCAGUGGUGACGACAUCGUGGACAGCUUUGGAGCCGUUUCCUUGGAGAGUUUGAAUUUCCCUGUUGGUCCUGAGGAGCCUCAGGGGGCCCUGGUGGUGCCCAGGCCCUGCCCCAGUGCAGGAGGGGACAGCCCCGUCCCCCCUGGAGCAGCCCUGGAGACUCCCAAGAAAGAAGAGUUGAAUAUUGAGGAAAGGAUCCCGGUGUACCUGCGGAACCUGGGCAUCGAGCAGUCCCCCGGCACCAUCCUGGCCCCGUUCGUGCCCCGCGGGCCCCUCCGGGAGCUGGAGUUCUCCCCCUGGCAGCUCAGGAGCCUGCAGCCCCCCCUGCUCAUGGACACGGCCCCCGUGGCCAGGCUGCCCCCCCAGGCUCAGGGUGCAUUGCUGCCAGCCUUUGAGAUGUCCCAGGCCAGCUUUGGCUCGGAUGUGUCCCCUCUGAGCGUGUCCCUCGCCGUGGGCUCCGAGGCUGGCUCGGAGCAGGACCGGGAGCUGCUGUCCCCCCGGGGGCUCUCUGGGGACACCCCAGGCAGCGAGGGCAGUGUGCCAGGCCCCCAGCUGCAGGGGGCUGCCCCAGAGGGGUCCCCUGGAUGUUCUGGGGCAGAGCAGGACCUGCCCAGCUGCUCCUCGGGCAGGGAUCCCCAGCCUGGGGGCACAAAGGCUCAGGGUGCCCUUGCUGACCCCGAGUGCAGGAGCUCGGGCAGCAGCCAGCAGGGAUGGGCUCUGGGGGCUUUGUCCGGGCUUGGGAGCGACAUGGAAUUGGACAGGACAUCCUUGAGCUCCGGGGUGGGAAGUGAGAGCAGCCAGGGCCAGGAAGGGGAGUCCCUGAUGGGACCUGGGGCCCUGCAGGAGCUCCGGGAGCUGCUGGCACAGGCAGAGGGUCUCACUGCCAGCUGGAGCCGUCCUGCUUGCCCCACAGCCUCCUGCAGGGAGCCUGGGCAGUCUCCCCCGCGGCUGGGCGGGGGGGAGGAGGAUUCCAAGGAUGCCAGGUUAGGCCAGGACUGGAUCCCCGAGCAGCAGAAGAGACUGUCGUGGGAUGAGGCCGUGACCCCGAGGGGUGUGCGGGGCCAGGCGCUGGGCAUGCACCCGCUGGGUUCCGACAGCUGCCAGCUGGCAUGGGGACACCCUCUGGCUGUCAGUUCCCAGCGCAGGGAAGGGCUCAGGGGAACGAGGCCAGGGAAAUCCACGGGAAGGUCGGAGCCAGAAGGGUGCAGCAGCGUGACCACGGUCAGGAAGCUGGCUGCCCGCGGGGAGCUGGCACUGAGCAGUGCCAGCAGCCGCCCGAGCGCUGGCACAGCCCCGCAGCUGCGCCAUCCUCCUGCCCUGGAGCCCCUGGGCAGUGCCCCCGCUGGCCUGGGGGGCUCCCAGGGCUCCUGGUGCCAGGCUGGGAGGGCAGCAGGGACACGGGACAGCGAGGACAGCAGCAGUGGGGACUCCCUGAGUGCCCGCGUCAGGAGCCUCCUGGGGCCGCCUGGGCGCUCCCGGCAGCCGGGCAGCGCCCCGGGGCCCCUGCAGGGCAGCCUGCCCGGGGCCGGGGCUGCCCGCAGCCGGCAGGGCAGCGGCAGCAGCAGCGGAGACUCCCUGGCUGCCCGCGUCCGCAGCCUCCUGGGCACCGCCCGCCCCGGGAGCCCCGCCAGCCGCGCCCUGAGGAGCGCCGAGGAGCAGGAGAGCAAGAUCCGAGCCUGGGUGAAGCUGAAACUGGCCAGCCAGUGGCAGGAGCGUGGGGCAGACUGGCGUGAAGAGACCCGGCUCGGGAUGGAGGGAGCCAAGGCAGAGCUGCUCCCAGAGACCAGGGCACCUGCGGCAGCCCAGGAUCCCUGGCUCUGUGGCUUGGAUGCAGCUUCUGAGUACCUGGGGAAGCAGGAGCAGGACCUGGAGGGUGCCCAGGCUGCCAGGUGUCCCAGGGACAGGCAUGGACAGCUCUCCAGGACUCGGGAGCUCCUCCAGCCCAGCUCCCCACCAGCAGCACCGUUCCCUAGAGCUGAUCCCUGGGAUUGCUCCCUGCUGCAGGACAUGCAGCUGAAGCCCUGGAACACUGCUGACCUGCAGGACGUGCAGCUGAAGCCCUGCAGUGCUGCUGAGCUGCAGGAUGUGCAGCUGAAGCCCUGGAACACUGCUGCCCUGCAGGAUGUGCAGCUGAAGCCCUGCAGUGCUGCUGCCCUGCAGGAUGUGCAGCUGAAGCCCUGGAACACUGCUGCCCUGCAGGAUGUGCAGCUGAAGCCCUGGAACACUGCUGAGCUGCAGGAUGUGCAGCUGAAGCCCUGGAACACUGCUGAGCUGCAGGACGUACAGCUGAAGCCCUGGAACACUGCUGCCCUGCAGGAUGUGCAGCUGAAACCUUGCAACACUGCUGAGCUGCAGCUGAAACCUUGGGGUGCUGCUGCCCUGCAGGAUGUGCAGCUGAAGCCCUGGAACACUGCUGAGCUGCAGGAUGUGCAGCUGAAGCCCUGGAACACUGCUGAGCUGCAGGAUGUGCAGCUGAAGCCCUGGAACACUGCUGAGCUGCAGGAUGUGCAGCUGAAGCCCUGCAGUGCUGCUGAGCUGCACGGGCACAGCCAGCACCCGGCCGUGGGGCACCCCAGUGCUGUGGCAGAGCUCCGUGCCCCUCUGGCACGGGACCCCUGUGCAGGGAGCCCUGCAGCUGCCCCCCGUGCCCACGGGGAGCUGUCCCUGCCAGCCCUGGAGCUGGGGCAGGGCUGGGGGAUGCCGGGCAAGCCGAGCACCUCCAUCACCCCGUGCUCCCAGAGCCGGGCACGCAGCCCCGGGCUGGCCAGGAUCCUGCCUGGGGAGGACAGGCUGGGCACAGAGCCCUGGCACAGAGCUGUCAGACAGGGCUGUCCCCCCUGCCCCAGGCUGGCUGGCACUGGGGGUGCUGCUGAGGCUCCUCCUGCCCCUGCUGCCAGGGCUGCAGCUCCUCAGGAGACAGCUCAGCAGCCCGGGAGCAUCCACGCUGGGGAGAGCCAGACCCGGAGCGCCAAGCAGCCCCUGCUCCUGCCUGCAGCUGGGGCUGAGGAGCACACGCAGGCUGCCAGGGCCAGGGGGCUCAGCCAGGAAACAGAGCCAUCCAUGGAGCAGCAGCAGGAGAUCCCACCAGGGCUCAGCCAGGAAACGGAGCCAUCCAUUGAGCAGCAGCAGGAGAUCCCACCAGGGCUCAGCCAGGAAAGGAAGCCAUCCAUGGAGCAGCAGCAGGAGAUCCCACCGGGGCUCAGCCAGGAAAGGAAGCCAUCCAUUGAGCAGCAGCAGGAGAUCCCACCGGGGCUCAGCCAGGAAAGGAAGCCAUCCAUUGAGCAGCAGCAGGAGAUCCCACCAGGGCUCAGCCAGGAAAUGAAGCCAUCCAUUGAGCCCCCCGCUCUGAGCCCACCCCAGCAGCAGGAGAUCCCACCUGGGCACACCCAGCUCCGGGAGAGCCCCCAGGGCCCAGGUGCAGCUGCACGGAGGGGAUUGCUGAAGGGCCCUGGUGAGGUGUUGGCAGAGGGGAGGAAAGGCCCUGAGGAGCCGCCUCUGGUUCCAGAAGAGGCCGUGAGGGAGCAGAUGGGUCCUGCUCGCCCUUCACCUGCAGAUGGGGCUUUGUCCACCGCGCCUGAGGCUCCCUCAGCGCCAGUGAGGAGAUUCCUGAGCUGUGUGCACAUCACCCUCUCCUCCAGGGUCGGUCACCCCAGUGCCAGCAGCGCUGGGAGCGGGAUCAAGGUGUGGGACAAACCUCCAGGGAAGGCUCAGGCCGUGACUUUACGAGCAGCUUCAGAAGAUUCAGUGGAAGGUGUUCCUAAAUCCCCUCCCGCUGAGGGUAUUCCCAGCUCAGCUGAGCCAGUGGCCCCAGCAGAUCGCAGCCAGGUGCUUUCCCCCAGGCAGGAGCUCGCACAGGGCAUCCCCAGCUCUGCCCCUGCUGCAAACCCUGGCAGAAGGACCUGCGAUGCUGCCACCCAGAUCACCACGGAAAGCCCUACAAAAGCCACCUUCUCAGCAGAAGUCUGCGUUGAUCCCCGGGAGGGGGGCAGUGCUGCCCAGCAGCCGUCGCUCCCCAGCGCCCCUGAAGCUCCUGGCAUUGCAGCUCCAUCCCACAAGGAGAUUCCCCCCUUCCCGAGGCAGCCUGCCCAGCCCCUGCUGCUGCCCUACAAGCCCCUGGGAAGCUCUGGCAUGUAUUAUGUGCCUCUCCAGACAGCAGGAGCCAGCGUGUGCCCAGGGGAGCCCGAGGCCAGCCCAGCCAGCUCCCGCUCAGGCUCCGAGGACGCUGCUGCUCCAGGGCUCCUGGCCCCGGGGCUGGCUGUGGGGCAUGAGCCCCCGGCAGCCAGGGCAGCUGCCCAGCACAGAGGGACAGCCCGUGGUCACAGCCCGAAGCUGGCCUGGGCUCAGGAGCGCGGGACACCACUGGAACAGUCUUCAGAGCUCCCCGAUGGCUGCCAGCGUGUAGAGCCCUCCCGUGGUGUCCCUGAGCCCCGCGCCAUGCCCGCCGGGCAGAGCUGCUGCCCCCAUCCCAGGGGGCUCUCCAGGGCAGGAGCUGGGCACCCUGCCCCCUCCUCGGGGGCUGCCCCCUGGCCCCAGCGGGGUCCCCGUGCCCCCCGGGGGACAGGGGGACAGUUCUUUGCCCUCCGUGCAGAGGCUGAUGACAGCAGGAGCGAGGAGCCGAGCGCCAGGGCGUCCCUCGGGCACGGGGCAGCUGGCACGGGGCAGCUGCACCACGCAGCUGCUGGCACGGAUCCCGCAGCUCACCUGGAGGACGGCGUGGGGAAGGCGCCACGGCAGAGAGGCCACGGCAGGGGCGGCCUGGACGAGCUGUGGCUGAGGUUCCUGCAGCGCCAGGGCGCGCAGCAGCAGCUCAGGAGGAACGGCCAGCUGUCCCUCGUGGAGCGCCUGGACCGGCUGGCCAGGCUCCUGCAGAACCCCAUCCGGCACGCCCUGGCACCCGCAGCAGCUGGGGAGAAGGUUCCUGAGGAGGAAGUGCAGGGAAGGGAGCAGCCAGAAGCGGGGCUGGCAGGAAGAGCCAGGUCUGGGAGCGGCACGGAGCCGAGCGGAGCGCGAGCGGGACAGAGGCCGCGUGGGAGCCGUGGCAGCAGCAGCCCGGGGCAGCUCGGGGCAGCCAGGCCCGGGCAGAAGGUGAUCCAGCACCUGGGCAGGAUCCUGGAGGAGCAGCAGCACCUGGGGAUGCCGAGUGACAGCUCCUCGGAGAGCAGGCUGAGCGGAGAGCCCAGCAGCUGCAGCACCUGCAGCACCUCAGCGUGGGACACGGGGACAGGGCUGGACACCUCCCCUGCCUCCGGGGACAGCAGCUCCCUGUCCCUGUCCACCAUCGACACGGCCAGGCUGCUGCGGGCCUUCGGGCAGCACAGGCUGGAGCUGGCCCCAAGCACUGACACCCUGAGCCCAGCCCCAGAGCUGGCCCCACAGCUGUCCCCAGAGCUGUCCCCGAGGCUGGCCCGGCUCUACCGUGCCAUCAGCCAGCAGAAGAGGCGCUCCGAGGAGUGGCACGAGCAGAGUGGAGGAGCAGGGGCUGCAGGAUGUGCCCAGGGGGCUGCCCAGAGCCUCGGGAAGGGCCAGCAGAGCCAGGGCACCGUGCCCUUCUCCUCGGAUUCCACCGGUGCCAGCAGCAGCUCCUGGGGGCCCAGCCCUGCCCUGAGCCACAAGCGACGGACGCGGAUGCUGAGCAAAGGGAUCCAGGCAGGGGACCUGGAGAUCGUCAGCAGCGCCACCAAGAAGAACACCCGGGACGUUGGGGUGACCUUCCCCACGCCCAGGAGCAGCCAGCAGCUGUGGCAGCCCCCGGGCCAGGGCCAGGGGGGAGCCUGGCAGCAGCCCCGGGCACAGCCGGGCAGGCUCCUGACGGACACACGGACCAGGAGGGGCAGGCUGCACCUCCAGCCAGGGACGCCGUGGCUCGUCCCAGCAGAGGACUUGGAAUGUGAGUCGAGGAAAGAGAACCAGUGCAGUGCCAGUCCCGGCCCUGGGCCAGCCUGGUUUGAGCCCUGGAGCAGCACGAAGCCUUGGAGAGAGCCCCUGCGGGAGAAGAACUGGGAGGAGCAGCCCGGCCUGGGCCAGGGAGCAGUGACACCCACGGGGGCUGGCAGGGGGCUGGGGCAGCCCCUGGGCAAGCUCACGCUGCAGGAGGCCCUGGCCCUGCACCGCCCCGAUUUCAUCUCGCGCUCGGGGCAGCGCCUGCGGCACCUGCGGCUGCUCCGCGACGAGAGGAGGCUGCACGCGUCCCAGAGGGACAGGCUGCUGCCACCCCACGGGGACAGGCUGCUGCCACCCCACGGGGACAGGCUGCUGCCACCCCACGGGGACAGGCUGCUGCCACCGCAGAGGGAGCAGCUGCUGCCACCCCAGCAGCUGUUGCAGCCUGCAGGGAGGAGGAAGGACUGCAGGACUGCAAAUCACCUGGUGUCCAGCCGAGGUUUCCUGAUGAGAGAAAAAAGAAGAGCAAUUCCCAAGCAUGAAAUGCUUCAAAGAUCUAAAAGGAUGUACGAGCAGCUCCCCGAGGUGAGGAGGAAGAGGGAGGAGGAGCAGAGGAGGCUGGAGUACAGCUCCUACCGCCUGAGGGCUCAGCUCUACAAAACUAUCACCAGCCGUGUCCUGGGGAAGAAGGUGUCCUGGAGCUGACCCCAGCCGGGCUGAGCACACGCAGCAGCUGCACAGGAGCAGGCAGUAAACACUUCUGCAGCCCCGAUGGUGCUCUUGGGUCACUUCUGUGCUCACUGAUCUGCCCCACGUAAGAAUCGGGGACGGGGGGGAGUGUCAGGGUUUUAAAUAAAUACUGGGGUUUUAUAGUGGUGUUGGGCACUUGCAGAGGAAACAGAGUCUGGAAAAACUUGGUUCAUAAUAUAUUUAUAACUCCCUGAUUGGAAUAGCAGUUUUAUAUAUAUAUUUUCAAUGGGUUUUAAUGAGGAUUUUUAAUUAUUUUUUAAAUUCUUGUCUCAAUGUAGAGAAUUAACUUGUUAUGUUUUGUACUUCAAUAAAACAGCUGAGUUGGGAUAACUGCUGCAGCUGUGUUUGUGUAGGGACCGGGAGGGGCUGAGCAGAGACACUUCUGUGGUGCUGGGAGCUUCCAGGCCUUUCCUGGGAGAAUCCCCUGUUUCGGAUGGCUUGUCCUGCCAGGGUCCCUGGCUGUGCCCUGGGCCAGCAUCACUGAAAGGUGCAGGGCAGGGAGAGGUUUAUGAAGUGCUCGAGUCUCAGUUUCAUCUGAUCAUCACUGAGCAGUUCAUGGGAUGGAUAAACAGGAAAAGACAUCUGAGGAAAACAGAGUGGGUGUGAGCUGUGGCUUCCUAUGUUCCCUGCCUCAGAUGUUUGUGGCAGCUCAGCUC